Molecule: messenger RNA, 960 nt
Organism: Paramuricea clavata
Lineage: Eukaryota; Metazoa; Cnidaria; Anthozoa; Malacalcyonacea; Plexauridae
Source: the annotation of a GenBank genome assembly
AUGAGUGAUGAUGAUACUGAACGGUUAAUAACCUCGUCAAACAAGAAAUCUACUUCCUUCGAUCCUAUCCCAACUAAAUUGGUCAUCGAAUGCCUGGAUGUUCUUCUGCCUGUUAUUACCAAAAUUAUUAAUCUUUCACUAGAGUCUGGCAUAUUCCCAUGUGUCUGGAAAGAGGCGGAUUUCCAGCCAAGACUCAAGAAACAAGGCUUGGAAGUAAUAUUUGAAAACCUACGACCUAUCUCCAACCUCUCAUACGUUUCAAAACUAGUCGAAAGAACAGUUUGCAAUCAAUCCCAUAAUCAUCUAUCAGUUCAUCAUUUGUACCCUGGUAAUCAACCGGCAUAUCGAGAAUUUCAUAGCACCGAGACAGCACUACUGCGUGUUAAGAACGAUAUACUUAUGAACAUGAAUAGGCAACACGUCACUUUACUUGUACUACCUCAGUGCUGCGUUUCAUACCGUCAAUCAUGUUCUCCUACUUCAGCGCCUGCAAUUGAAAUUCGGUCUAUCCGGAACUAUUCUCAAAUGGUUUACAUCCUAUCUUUCUCAGCGAAUACAAAGACUUACAGUUGGCGGUGUGUCUUCUGAUAAAUUUAAUGUGGAUUUUGGUGUUCCUCAGGGGUCAUGUUUAGGUCCGCUUCUAUUCGUUCUUUAUGUAAGCGAACUACUUGAGUUAAUAAAACGUCACCUACCAGGUGCUUAUGCUGACGACACCCAACUUUAUAUCUCGUUUCGCGCAGAUUCUCGUAUCGACCAAGAAACCGCUGUCCGAACUGUUGAGAUGUGCAUUGAUGACAUCAAACGAUGGAUGCUUGCUAAUAGACUGAAACUCAACGAAGGAAAAACCGAAGUAAUUUUAAUUGGCACUUGGCAGCAACUCGAAAAAAUCGACUUCAACGAUAUUCGUGUUGGCAGCAAUGUUGUUACUUGUGUUGAGAACGCCAAGAACCUCGGCUGCUG